Molecule: messenger RNA, 1434 nt
Organism: Arabidopsis thaliana (thale cress)
Lineage: Eukaryota; Viridiplantae; Streptophyta; Magnoliopsida; Brassicales; Brassicaceae
Product: DNA glycosylase superfamily protein
Exons: 3
Coding region: 248-1186 (312 amino acids)
Biological process (GO): DNA repair; base-excision repair
Molecular function (GO): DNA-3-methyladenine glycosylase activity; catalytic activity; catalytic activity, acting on DNA
Source: RefSeq, marked reviewed
UCUCUUUUUAUUUUGUUGUUACUUGUUGUCAAUACUAAUACAAAAUUUAUCCACACGGUUUUAUUUUUAGAAUAAUGUUCACAUAUUAUUAUUACGAGUAUAUAACUACCUUUCAAUUCUCUCUGCCUCUCAUAGUUAAUAUAUAUACGUUCACAAUCACUUCUCUUCUCUAUUUCUUAUUCAUUAUCUCAACCCUCUCUCUCUCUCUCUCAGUACAACUUAUCAUCCAUCACCAUAUAUAGAGAAUAUGAGCAAAACGGAAGCAAUCAGCUUGACCAAAAGGGGAAUGUUGCCGCCAAGUAGUUGCAAUAGCCUAAUGGACCGCUCUGAGUCCCUUAAGAGGGACAGUGUGAUGGGCAAUGGUGCAGCCAAAGUGAGAGGAAGCUUGGAGCGCAAGAAAUCAAAGAGUUUUAAGGAAGGAGAUAGUUAUUCUUCGUGGCUCAUAACGGAGGCUCCUGGGAGUAUAGCCGCCGUGAGGAGAGAGCAAGUGGCGGCACAACAAGCACUAAGGAAACUAAAGAUUGCUCAUUACGGUAGAUCCAAAUCAACCAUUAAUUUCACUUCUUCCAAAGUCGUCCCUCUUCUUAACCCUAACCCUAACCCUCAUCCUCAGAGAUGCAGCUUCCUCACCCCCACUUCUGAUCCUAUUUACGUGGCCUACCAUGAUGAAGAAUGGGGAGUUCCAGUUCAUGAUGACAAGACGUUGUUCGAACUGCUGACCCUAAGCGGCGCACAAGUAGGCUCCGAUUGGACUUCAACCUUGAGAAAACGCCAUGACUAUAGGAAGGCCUUUAUGGAGUUUGAGGCGGAAGUGGUUGCCAAACUCACCGAGAAAGAGAUGAAUGCAAUAAGCAUCGAAUACAAGAUAGAGAUGAGCAAAGUGAGAGGUGUUGUGGAAAACGCUAAAAAGAUCGUAGAGAUCAAGAAAGCGUUUGUGUCAUUAGAGAAAUACCUUUGGGGAUUUGUGAACCACAAACCAAUCUCCACGAACUACAAGCUUGGACACAAGAUUCCGGUCAAGACAUCGAAGUCGGAGAGCAUCAGCAAAGACAUGGUUCGUCGAGGCUUCCGGUUCGUGGGUCCCACUGUGGUUCACUCAUUCAUGCAAGCCGCUGGUCUUACAAACGACCACUUGAUCACUUGCUGUCGCCACGCUCCUUGCACUCUCCUUGCAACCAAUCCCUAAUUAUUAAUUUUUAAUUUAAUUGAAAGUGGUGUUUUUAUUUAACUUUCGAGUGCAAAAUGUAGGUUUAGGAGAAAAGAGAUUGCAGUUUUUUAAAAUUGGCAAUGUAAGAUAAACCAGCUGGUUUGAUUUUUUUCUUGUGUGUGAGGUGUUUAAAAUCACAUGUAUAAUGGUUUUUGAUGUAUGUGUGGUGUGGCAAAUUGAAAUAGUAAUUGAUUUUCAUUUGAUUUAUCUAUUGUUCAAAAUUUGUU